Messenger RNA from Molossus molossus (Pallas's mastiff bat), 2001 nucleotides. Its product is annotated as O-acyltransferase like protein. The record is from RefSeq and is a predicted model, not a curated record. The coding region runs from base 1 to 2001 and encodes 666 amino acids. The transcript is spliced from 15 exons. Gene Ontology annotation, molecular function: acyltransferase activity, transferring groups other than amino-acyl groups. Lineage: Eukaryota; Metazoa; Chordata; Mammalia; Chiroptera; Molossidae.
AUGAUGGUCCUGACAUCACUGUUUUGUCUGCUUUCUUUGCAGUUGCAAUUACCCUUUGUUUUUCCUGCAAGAAACAUUUCUCUCAAGUGCAUGCAAGACACUGAUGAAUUCCUUUCUGAUCUGAAUUCGGUGGAGCCCAAAGAAUAUGCUCUAAGAAUGUACGAUUCCGUCGGGAAACUUGGGAGCAACGUUCUCGGUGGAAACGUGGACAGGCUGGGAUGCCCCAGCGAGUGCCUCUCGGCCAGCGCUCCGUCCGGGAGCUUCCAGGGCCAGUACUGCAAGCUUCAUGUCCUGCAGGAUGGAGCUGCCUACAGCGUGGGCGUGUGUGUCCCUGAUUCUUGUGUGGAAGAGGACGUGACUGCAAUGUCUCAGCUGGGCAUUUUAAGAUUCAGAAAUGUUUCGUUUUGGGCUCCGUCUCUCUCUCUCUUUACAAGGAAUGUGUCCUCCACAUCUGGUGUGGCCGUGGCCAGAUGUGCCGCCGGAAUGUUCCCCCUGGACACGUUUGCUGCUGUGUGUCUUGAUAAUAACCAAGAGACUCCAGAGGAGCUGCCAGGGUUUUUAAAGCCCUGGUACAGCCAGUGCGUCUCCAACUUUGGUGGACAUCAGAUCUCCCGAGGGCUUGUCACCCCAAAGAUUCUGAUUCAGUCGUUCUGGGGAUUUCUAGGAGCCUUGGACCAUACUCUGCAAUGCUUCUCUUGGCAGAAGACUGUGCCGGCCAUCUGGCCUACCAGGACGCCAGGAAGCUCAUGCCCUGCGUUGAAUGGCAUCCGAGUCUUGAGUCUCCUGUGGAUCAUGUCGGGGCACACCAGUCAGAUGGCCGCAUGGCUGUCUUUGGAUAAUGUGCUUGAAUGGAAAGCCAGAGUGCUCAGAAACCCACUGUACUUUUAUUCUCGGAGUGGCCCAUUCUAUCUUGGGGUCGACACGUUUUUCCUGAUCAGUGGCUGGUUAAGUGUGAGGUCGUUUUUAAAGAUGCUGCCGUCUUCCGGAAAAGGAAUCACCGCCAACAUCAUACUCAGAUACUACUUUAGUCGCCUUAUAAGGUUGCAGCCUCUUCACCUGUACUCCGUGUGCUUGUUGGUUGGACUGUUCUCCCUCGCUCCCUGGGGACCCGUCUGGGAGGUGCCCAAGCUCCACCUGGACAGCUGCCGGCGAGCGUGGUGGACCAACGUGCUGCUGCUCAAUGACUUCCUGUCGGUCCGGAACGCGUGUGCUGGCUGGACGUGGUACCUUGCCAACGACUUCCAUUUCCAUCUCAUGACACCGGUGAUCAUCUUCGUCCACGGAAAAAGUAAACAUGUCCUUGCCCUCCUCGGGGCCGUGCUGUUCCUGGCAACGUUCUCUGCCUCUGCUUUGCUCACGCUGGCUCAUGCCCUUCCCGUGGCAGCUCCAUCAGAAGCAAGUGAAAAUGCAUCCGUGUUGUAUUUCUUGGAGUACUACACUAAGCCGUACUGCCGAUGCGGGCCCUUCCUCGUGGGCGUCUUCCUGAGCAUUUCCAUGCACCAAAACCACGCGGCAGACGUUCUCAAAACGAAGGUGCGGACGCUGCUCAGCUGGAUCUGCUCCCUGUCCACCCUGUUCGCGGUGGUCGCUGUGGCGUAUGCAGUGGACGACACCUCUGCCACCCCUUCAGCGGCCGCCGCUGUCUACCAGGCGCUGCACCGGACCCUGUGGGCGGCGGCUGUGGGCUGGGUCGUGUUUGCAUGUCACGAAGGCUAUGGAGGUCCGGUAAACCAGCUGCUCUCUUGGGGCGUCUGGAGUUUCCUGGCCAGCAUCGCAUAUGCUUGCUACUUGGUGCACCCCAUCAUCAUCCUCCUCUACGGCGGCCUCCAGGAGACGCUCCUGCACUACACGGACAUCAACAUGUUCUAUCUCUUCUCUGGACACUGCGUGCUGACCUUCAUCGCUGGGCUGGCCCUGACGCUCUUCAUUGAGAAGCCAUGUCAGGAACUGAAGUGGCGCCUCCUGGGAUCGAUGCCCGAAGGGCCAGGAACGGGGCAGUAA